Molecule: messenger RNA, 1609 nt
Organism: Humulus lupulus (European hop)
Lineage: Eukaryota; Viridiplantae; Streptophyta; Magnoliopsida; Rosales; Cannabaceae
Product: cytochrome P450 CYP749A22-like
Exons: 5
Coding region: 56-1609 (517 amino acids)
Molecular function (GO): heme binding; oxidoreductase activity, acting on paired donors, with incorporation or reduction of molecular oxygen; monooxygenase activity
Source: RefSeq, a predicted model, not a curated record
CAAGAUGGAAUGAGAAAAAUAGUUAAGAUAGGAAGAAAAAAGAACAUAAGAGACCAUGGUGGCUUUAGAAGUGGUGAUUACAGUUGUUUCAAGUAGCUUGCUCGGCCUGCUUUUCCUUUUGGCUCUUGUAACAAUAUUUUACAAACUAUGGUGGACUCCUAAUCGGAUACAGAACUUAAUGGGUUCUCAAGGAAUCAAAGGUCCUUCUUACAAAUUCAUCUACGGCAACACCAAAGAAAUCUCCACCAUGAAAACUGAAGCCAUGGGCAGACCUAUGGGUUUGUCCCAUGACGUUUCCUCUAUAAUUCAGCCUCAUGUUCACCUGUGGAGUAACAAAUAUGGAAAGAAGUAUCUUCAGUGGCAUGGUCCUCAACCUCAAUUGAUCAUCACAGAAUCAGAGUUGAUAAAAGAGGUACUGGACAAUAAAAAAGGAGCUUAUCCAAAAGAAAAAGCGACAGGCUUUGUAAGAAGAUUAUUAGGGAAUGGACUUGUGACGAUCGAGAGUGGUGAAAAGUGGACCAAAAUGAGGAAACUAGCUAAUUACGCCUUCCAUGGAGACAGCUUAAAGAAUAUGGCUCCUGCAAUGGUUUCUAGUGUUGACAUGAUGCUAGAAAGGUGGAAAAAGUAUGAAGGCAAAGAGAUUGAACUGCUUGAAGAAUUUAGAUUGGUGACUUCAGAAAUGAUAUCAAGAACAGCAUUUGGGAGCAGUUACCUAGAAGGGGAGAAAAUUUUUGGUAUGUUGCAGAAGUUGUUCUUGUUAACAGCUAGAAAUACUUACAAACUCAAUUUUUCAUAUCUGGGAAAGUUCUUUAGUAGUAAAGACGACAUCGAAUCAGAGAUGCUUGAGCAAGAAAUAAAGAAUUGUGUAAUGGAGAUAAUUAAGAAAAGAGAAGAUAAGGUAACGAAUGGAGAGGAAGAUAGCUUUGGGAGUGAUUUUCUUGGUGUACUGAUCAAGGCUCACCAUGCUGCUGAGAAGAAUCAUAGAAUUUCAGUGAAUGAUUUGGUUGACGAGUGCAAAACAUUUUAUGUUGCCGGGCAGGAAACCACUAACACUUUACUUGCUUGGACUGUCUUCCUUCUAGCAGUACAUACAGAUUGGCAAGUGGAAGCAAGAAAGGAGGUGCUUGAUUUAUUUGGCCAAGAGAGACUAAACCCAGAUGGCAUUUCAAAACUGAAAACAAUGAGCAUGAUCCUUAAUGAGUGUAUGAGAUUAUAUCCUCCUGUUCUUGGGUUUGAAAGAAAAGUAGACAAGAAAGUGAGGCUAGGAGACAUCAUGCUUCCUGCUAAUCUUCAAAUCUACAUCUCUAGUUUGGCACUUCACCAUGAUCCUCAGAUAUGGGGACAAGAUGUUCAUGAGUUCAAGCCGGAGAGAUUCUCAGAAGGGAUUUUAAGAGCUACAAACAACAAUACAGCUGCCUUUUUACCAUUUGGAAAUGGACCUCGAAUCUGUGUGGGGACGAACUUUGCAUUCACAGAAGCAAAGAUUGCUCUUUCCAUGAUUCUACAACGCUACUCCUUUACCAUUUCCCCGGCCUACGUCCACUCACCGAUUCAGCUUCUUACACUUCAUGCUCAACAUGGAAUUCAAGUGAUACUGCAGCCGCUUUAA